AUGUCUGACAAACUCACCCGUGUCGCUAUCGUCAACAGCGACAAGUGCAAGCCCAAGAAGUGUCGUCAGGAGUGCAAGAAGGCCUGCCCCGUCGUCCGCUCCGGAAAGCUCUGCAUCGAAGUUACCCCCGAGUCCCGCAUCGCCUUCCUCUCCGAGUCACUAUGCAUCGGUUGUGGUAUCUGCCCCAAGAAGUGCCCCUUCAGCGCCAUCACCAUCAUCAACUUGCCCACGAACCUUGAGAGCCAAGUCACCCAUCGCUACUCCGCCAACAGCUUCAAGCUUCACCGCCUUCCCAUGCCCCGUCCUGGCAACGUUCUUGGUCUUGUUGGAACCAACGGUAUCGGAAAGAGUACCGCUCUGAAGAUUCUCAGUGGAAAGCUCAAGCCCAACUUGGGUCGCUACGACAACCCGCCCGACUGGGAGGACGUCAUCAAGUACUUCCGUGGUUCUGAAUUGCAAAACUACUUCACCAAGCUUCUUGAGGAUGACCUCAAGGCCGUUGUCAAGCCUCAGUAUGUCGACCAGAUCCCUCGCGCCGUCAAGGGCCCUCAGAAGAGCGUCAGAGCCUUGAUCGAUGCUGUGAGCAGCUUGGGAAACAAGCAGGAGGUCUGCGAUACUUUGGAGCUCAACCACAUUAUGGAUCGUGAGAUCAACCAAUUGUCUGGUGGUGAGCUGCAGCGUUUCGCCAUUGGUACCGUCUGUGUCCGCAAGGCCGACGUUUACAUGUUCGACGAGCCCUCUUCAUACCUCGAUGUCAAGCAGAGACUGGCUGCUGCCCGUGUUAUUCGCUCUCUUCUCCGCGACGACGACUACGUCAUUGUCGUCGAGCACGACUUGUCAGUCUUGGACUACCUCUCCGACUUCAUCUGCGUUCUUUACGGUCGCCCCGCCGUCUACGGUGUAGUCACCCUGCCGCAGUCCGUCCGUGAAGGUAUCAACAUUUUCCUCGACGGUCACAUCCCGACCGAGAACUUGCGUUUCCGUGACGAGUCCCUGACCUUCAAGCUCUCCGAGGGUGCUGAUGAGUUCAUGAAUGACAAGUCUCGUGCCUUCAAGUACCCCAAGAUGCAGAAGUCCAUGGGUGACUUCAAGCUGAGCAUUGAGUCUGGUGACUUCACCGACUCCGAGAUCAUUGUCAUGAUGGGAGAGAACGGAACCGGAAAGACCACCUUCUGCCGUCUCCUCGCUGGCGCUCUCAAGCCCGACACCAAGGCUGCCGUCCCCGAGAUGAAGAUUAGCAUGAAGCCCCAGACCAUCACCCCUAAGUUCGAGGGUACUGUUCGCCAGCUGUUCUUCAAGAAGAUCAGGGCCUCUUUCCUAUCGCCCCAGUUCCAGACCGAUGUUGUCAAGCCCCUGAAGCUCGAUGACUUCAUUGAUCAGGAGGUCAAGAACUUGUCCGGUGGUGAACUUCAGCGUGUCGCCAUUGUUCUUGCUCUCGGUAUACCCGCCGAUAUCUACCUUAUCGACGAGCCCUCCGCCUACCUCGACUCCGAGCAGCGUAUUAUUGCCUCCCGCGUCAUCAAGCGCUUCAUCAUGCACGCCAAGAAGACCGCCUUCAUCGUCGAGCACGAUUUCAUCAUGGCCACCUACCUCGCCGACCGCGUCAUCGUCUUUGACGGAAAGCCCGGUAUUGACGCUCAUGCCAACAAGCCCGAGUCUCUCCUUACUGGUUGCAACACUUUCCUGAAGAACCUCGACGUUUCUUUCCGUCGCGAUCCCACAAACUACCGCCCUCGUAUCAACAAGGGCAACUCCCAGCUCGACCAGGAGCAGAAGGCCAACGGCAACUACGUAAGUCGAACAACCGUGUGCCACUUUGACAUUGACAGCAAUCCUAACAUGGUGUAUAGUUCUUCCUGGACGACGGCGACAAGACGAGUUAAAGAGGGCACCUAUACAGAUGUUUUCCCUCGUCACGAUGCAUUCGACUCAGGCGUUAAGGGCGUUCAAAAAGGGCAUAAGCGGCAACCGGGGAGGCGCGCUUCCGGCGGUCAGGAUCAUGGUUUCGGUUUAGAGGAGGCGAGCGCGUCCGAGGACGACGCCGAUGGUGAUGGAUAA
Colletotrichum abscissum is the source of this 2058-nucleotide messenger RNA. Its product is annotated as ABC transporter. The transcript is spliced from 2 exons. The record is from RefSeq and is a predicted model, not a curated record. Bases 1 to 2058 code for a protein of 685 amino acids. Gene Ontology annotation, biological process: translational termination; ribosomal subunit export from nucleus; translational initiation. Lineage: Eukaryota; Fungi; Ascomycota; Sordariomycetes; Glomerellales; Glomerellaceae. Gene Ontology annotation, molecular function: ribosomal small subunit binding; ATP hydrolysis activity; ATP binding.